UAUUCUUCUUUUAUUGUUCUUCUUCUUCUUCUUCUUUAUCUUCUAUUUCAGAGUCUUCUACUUUUUAUUGUUCUUGUUCUUGUUCUUAUCAUACUUCUUCUUCAACUUGGAAAUAAAUGGAGUACACUCAAAAUACAAAGACUUCUCCCUUCCCUACCGAACAUUGGUGGUCCAAAGACACAGUAGCGGUCAUUACCGGAGCAAACAAAGGCAUAGGUUUCUCCCUUGCCAAGCGCCUUGCACAAUUAGGCUUAACAGUUGUUCUCACCUCUAGAGAUGCCAUCAAAGGCCAAGAAGCAGUUGAAUCUCUCCGAGCUCAAAACCUUCAUGUUGAAUAUUCUCAAUUAGAUGUCUCCAAUCUUCAAUCUAUCUCUUCUUUUGUCUUCUGGCUUUCUAACAAGUUUGGAGGAUUAGAUAUUUUGAUAAAUAAUGCUGCUGUAUCAUUUAAUGAAGUGGAUACUAACUCGGUAGAGUAUGCUGAGACUGUGAUCAAAACCAACUUCUAUGGACCAAAGUUAUUGAUUCAGGCACUUCUUCCCCUCUUCCGGCGAUCCACCACCGCAAGCCGGAUACUGAAUAUAAGUUCCCAACUGGGUCUUUUAAAUAAGGUGAAAAACCCUAAGUUGAGGGAAAUGCUAAGAAAUGAAGAAAACUUGUGUGAAGGGAUGAUAGAUCAAAUGGUGGCCAAUUUUCUUCAAAGUGUUAAGAAUGGAACAUGGAAAGAAGAAGGGUGGCCAGAAAUAUGGACAGACUAUUCAGUAUCAAAGCUUGCUCUUAAUGCUCAUUCAUCAAUAUUAGCAAGGCUUCAUGGAAAUGAUCAUUUUAAGGUCAAUUGUUUUUGCCCUGGCUACACUAGAACAAACAUGACCGGAGGGCGCGGUAGCCGGACGGCCGAUGAGGCCGCUGAGCUCGCCGUUAAUAUAAUUUUGUUGCCUCGUGAUCGACUUCCUAAUGGAAAGUUCUUUAAAUUGUCCACUCCUUUAUUGUUUUCGAAAUUAUAGUUGAUGAUGAUGAUGAUGAAUGAAGUGUGUAUGUCAAGGUUUUCGAAUUGUUAUAUUAUGUUGUUUGUAUUGCAUGAAUUGAUUUCAUAUAAGAAUGAUGUUUGUUGGUGUAUUUAUUUGGUUUAUA
This is a messenger RNA of Dioscorea cayenensis subsp. rotundata (Guinea yam), 1128 nucleotides long. RefSeq names its product (+)-neomenthol dehydrogenase. Gene Ontology annotation, molecular function: oxidoreductase activity, acting on the CH-OH group of donors, NAD or NADP as acceptor. NCBI's taxonomy places the organism in Eukaryota, Viridiplantae, Streptophyta, Magnoliopsida, Dioscoreales, Dioscoreaceae. The record is from RefSeq and is a predicted model, not a curated record. Bases 117 to 1001 code for a protein of 294 amino acids. The transcript is spliced from 4 exons. Gene Ontology annotation, cellular component: membrane.